UGAGGGCUCCGCCAGGAGAGGAUGGGCGGCCCGGGUGGCUUUGGCAGCGGCACUUCCGCCGGGAGCUCGUUCCCGCGACCCUGGCCCGGGCUUCGCUUCACAUCUCCGCGACCCCGCCUCGCCUCGGCCCGGAGCCUCUCCCCUCGCCGGGGCCGGAGGCGCAGGCGGGGGCGGGCCUCUGCGCCGAGCGGCCAAUGGGGACCAAGCCUGGCGGCCGGGGCGUGGCGGCCCCGGCUCCACGCCUCCAGUGGCGGUUGUUUCAAGAUGGCGGGCGCGGCGGGCCCCUUCCUGCCGGGCUCCGCGUUCUGGAGCCGCGACUUUUCUGAUGAAGACCAGUCGGUGGCUUACGUUCCAGGAAUCUCCACAGAAGGAAAUACAAGAUCAAGAGUCAAGUUGAUAAAUCCAAAAGUUGAUGUUAAAGUUAAGGCUUCCAGGGUGACUGAUGCUUCCGUCUCCAUGGAGUCUUUAAAAGGUGCUGGAGAUUCAGUAGCCGAACAGAAUUUCUGCAAGAGAGGAAUGAAGAGUGCAUCAUUGAAAGAUUUAUGCCUUGAAGACAAAAGACGAAUUGCCAACUUAAUUAAAGAACUGGCCAGAGUAAGUGAAGAAAAGGAGGUGACAGAGGAGCGGCUGAAAACUGAGCAGGAGUCCUUUGAGAAGAAGAUCCGGCAGUUAGAGGAGCAGAAUGAACUGAUCAUCAAAGAAAGGGAAGCUCUUCAGCUACAGUAUAGAGAAUGCCAAGAACUUCUAAGUCUCUACCAGAAGUACCUAUCGGAGCAGCAAGAGAAGCUUACCCUGUCCCUCUCAGAGCUUGGAGCUGCUAGAGCGCAGGAGCAGCAGAUAACCAAGAAGAAAAACACUCCCCAGUGUUCAUUGAUGGACCUGGAUGGUUCCUUUCUGAGUGUAGCCAGACCACAAAACUACGGUCAGACCAAGGCGAGGCCUAAGUCAGCAAACCAGGUCUCAGAAUCGUUUACAGAAUUAAGGAAUAAUUCCUUGAGGCCAAUAACACUUCAUCAUCCCAAAGAAGAUUUAGAGAGGAUGUCAACAAAAACCAGAACAUGUACUUAUGAAUCUCUGGGGAGAAGACUAAUAAAUGCAGCCCCAAUAGAGAAAUCUCUCCCAGUAGAGUUGAAGAUAAAGGAAUACCCAAACCUUCCACCUACUCCAUCUAGUCAGUACUGUGGUCAUAAAUGCUCUGAAAGUGGAGCUUAUGUUCAUGAGAACUAUCACCCUACAAACAUGGCCCCUCAAUGUUGUAAGACACAUCCAGAAUCAUGCAGUCAUUGUAGGAUUCCCUGGGCAUCUCAAAUGCAUGAUCGAGUGAUACUGCAACCCCGAGAAACUGACAUUGAAAAACAACUCUCAGAAGAUCGAAGGCAACAGCUGAUGCUUCAGAAAAUGGAACUGGAAAUUGAAAAGGAACGCCUUCAGCAUCUCCUGGCCCAACAAGAGACGAAGCUUCUCCUUAAACAGCAGCAGCUGCACCAAUCCCGACUAGAUUACAAUUGGUUAAGAACUCAAGCUAUGUUUAAAUCUCGAGAGCUGGUUGCCGAUAAAGAGUUUCCUAAACCUGAUCUGGAUAUGAAUGGGAGUGUCUCUGGACCAAGCUUAUGGAAGCCAAAAUGUGAUGGAUGGAUGCGUGGAACCUCAACAUCCUUUAAAAAGUGCCCAGACUCUCCAAACAGUGGGCAAAACCAGAGGGAGAAGAAAACUGUUGAGUUUCAGUCACGUGUGGAGAAUGGUAUCCAAUGGACAUGUCAACAGAAUGAUAUAUGCAGACCCCAGAGAGAGACAGUAACAGGAGUUAGAAAAGAUGCAUCCACAUCCCCUAUGUCAACACGAAGCCCUAAAGAACCCCUGACGCCCGCCUCAUUAUCAUCCCAGCACAAAACCUCAAGAAACAAAUGAGUUUUGAUUCUGGAAAAUGGACAGAGCUUCCACCCAACCCAUCGGGAUUGGUUUGGCUGGAUUAGAAAUGGGUAAUCCUCUCAAUUUUUAAUAUCAGUGAAUUUUAUUACUGUUAAUAUUUAAAUAGCAUUUAGUUGGUUGGCUGGUUGGUUGGUUGGUUGGUGAUAGGGCUCAAAUGUAGGGCCUGUACUUGAUAUGCAAGCACUCCAACACUAAGCUACCCUACAGCACAAAAAUGUGAUCAUCAACACUACCUUAAUGUAUUUUUGGAGGUUGACGUUCAGUUUUAAAGGAAGCAUCAAAAAGAGGAAUAAAGUCUUUUUCUGUAAGGCUUUUGUAAAACAUUCUCAGCAUAAAUUUUGUGAAUGAACCAUAUCAGUAUGGUAGAGUAUUAUAAGCCCUAGUUUAAUUUGCUACAACUCAUAUUUACAGAUGUUUUAAAAAAAGGAUUAUUCAUCUGCUGGUCCUUAAUACUGCUGAUCGGCUAAAUAUAGAUUCUCAGGAGCUUUGUAAAUAAUAAGCGUUUGGCUGACUAAAAGAUUGUGUAGCACACUAGAUCCUAUCUUUAGAGGGGUUCACAAUGACGUAUCAUCAGGGUAUUAUACAAAGUGCAGAGUUGAAAAUUAUUUGGUGCUAUGAAAAUCAGCUACUGGGACAGCACAGUAGUGCCGCUCAAUCGUUAGCAUCCAAAGUAUUUGAAUCAUUUUCAUUUCAAAGUAUAUUCUAGUCAUUUUUUAUAGACUUUUUUUUAAGUUAUGUAAACUCUGGUUCUUCCACAAAUCUUCAAAGAGAAUAAAUUUUAAUCCAUAUUCACCCUAAAUUGCAAGUAUUUGGAGGUUUACAAAAGGCUUGCAAAAAAUGAUGGUAUGGUUCAGUGAUGGGGCAUGGGGAUACACUUUUCCUUUGUUCUUGUAAAACCCCUAAAACUGUCCCAUAUCAUUUCAUGUGCAGUCAAAGAAAACAGUCACAAGAGUCAUCGUUCCCAUUCACAGUAUAGGUUUUUAAUUGUUCUCUCUGCAGGCUGUCAAUAUAAUGUGAAAUUUUCAUUCCCUAUUCAAGAUGGAAAAGUUUGUGGCUGAAAAUGUUAACAUUUGCAUUUUUAUUUGUUGAUUUAUUUAAAGGACAGCCUUUCCUAUAGCAAUCCAUCACUUGGUGACACCCCAAAUAUGAAUAAUGUAUUGUAGACUUGUGGUUACAAUGUGUAAUAAGUGCCUGGGAUACUAAAGGAAUGUUAACCAUGUUGCAAAUGUAAUAUUUAUCAACUUGUAAAGUUUAUUGCUUUUGAGGUUUAAUAAUACUGACCAUAGAACAUUAAUAUUACUUAUCUUGAUUUUAGCUGGACAACUUUGUAUGUAGAAAUAUUCAUCUAUCUCAUGCUAACAAAAUAAAUAUGUAAUUUACAACUCAAGCAAAUAGAGCAUUAUAGUAUCCCCUGUUAGGAGUCAUAGUGCUUCUUUCUCCCCAUUUUACCUGUGACUACAGGUUGGUUGUGCACCCCUUAGUUGGGAAUAUUAAAGACAGUGAUUAUCUUAGCCCAAGAGGUUUGUGGGACUAAACAAAACAAUAGUGUUCACUUCUACUUAGUAAGAACAGGAAAUCCUGCACAGAUCAGUCCUCCUAGAGAAAUGACUGGAGGGACUUUCUCAUUGUGAGCACCAAGGCAAUACAUGAACCUUAGCUCUGGAAGAAAGCUGGGAUGGUCUGUGAAGCUCUGAAACUCCAUUCUUUUAUCCACUAUGAAGCCAGAGAUGGACAGGUGUAGCUGCUAGCGGCCACAGUUUACUGGGUUCCAGAAAGGAAAGAUGGGGUUCGAUGGGAAAGGCCGCAAGAGCCAAGACUAAGUUCUCUGAUCAAGGGCCAAUGUUUACUUAUAAGUCUGAGCUUAUAAAGAAGGGGAUCUCAUGGUCUCUUUGUCAGGAUUUGUCAGGAAAACAAGCUCAGCUGCUCAGCAGGUAGCUUCUUGCAGAAAGCUGCAGGUGUGCCAGACAAAAGACUUUACCAAGGUAGGAAGACUCCACCCUAGAUGAGCUAGCAACUGUGGCAAACAAGGCCUGAGUCAGCCUGCUCAAGGCUGGGGGACAGCACAGACAGGUUACCCUUUGCUUCUCAAAUGAAUUGUUAGGGGCACAAAUACUACUUUUUAUAUAGCAUAAAUAUAUGCUUUUGCACCUUCCCAGAUUAGGUAUGUCCACUGCCAACAAUAAAAAAUAAAGUUUCCAACCACCAAAGCCAAAGAAUUUGUGUUUAUUAACCAACAUCCACUGUGAUUGGUGUCCCCAUUGAGGUGCAGAAUUAUGUAUUUCUUCACUAUAAGUGACCUUUCUGAUUAUACUUGAUAUAUGCCAGUUUAAUCAGAAAGUACACUUACAUUAAGCAGAUAUUUGUAUUAACAUAGCUUUGAAUUUCAAGCCUUUUAUCUCAAACCAUACUAGGAGAUAAGGUAUCGUACUGCUGCACACUCUUUCAUGUGACACGGUGCGUUUCAUAUUGAAAUGAAGGAAGGGCCUUCUGUAAUUCUUCAGAACUGCAGAAGUGUCACUUUCUGAAAAGCUGAUGGAGUUUCUACUUCUCAGUCCUGGGACGAGACGAUGAUGAUUGUUCCACACUGAUGAACAGUGACUAAUUCCAUCCCCAUGGCUGCAGGAUUAAAUCCACAGCCCCUGAAGUACAAGGUCACUGAGCCCCUUCUCUGCGCCUGUGAUUCAUUACAUAUCAGGGCACUGCUCUUGCGUAUCUGUUUUCCUGUGACAUGGAAAGAAAAAAAGGCAAACCCUACACAUCAUGCCCAGCAAGAAAUCUUGUGCAACUAACAUGGAUGUAUCUGCUUCUAGAAAGUACCAUUUGUUUCUUUAUCUUGUUUUGCCUUUUUUUUUUGUUUUCAGAAAGAUUUGCAUUUUCUUUUUAAACUACAACAUGGAAGAUUUUUGAGGGUUUUUUUUGUUGUUGUUGUUUCUUUUUCAGAUACUGGCUAUGGAUUUUAUGAAACUUGUUAAGCCUAGGUUGGUGGUGGGGCCCAUUAAGUGUUAAGUGUUUUGAAAAAGCCAAUAGUAUAUUAAAGACUUAAUAUUAGUUAAUUAUUUUUUUAAAAAAUCGUGGUCAUUUGCAGCUAGUCUACAUGCUUAAUGUCUUGCUCUCAAGUGUACUACUAUCUUAGCUUUGCUCCUAAGCAUUUACACAGGGCUAGCUCCAAGUCUCUUUGGGGAACCUGGGAUUAUACUCUACCAAGCCCAAGAUGAAAUAAAUCUAAAUCUCUCCAGUUUUUAGACCAGUGGUUCUCCACCUUCUUAAUGCUAUGACCUUUUAAUAUAGUUCCUCAUAUUAUGACCCCAACCAUAAAAUUAUUUUCAUUACUACUUCAUAACUGUAAUUUUGCUACUGCUAUGAAUCAUAAUGUAAAUAUUUGAUAUUCAGGAUAUCUUGGUAUGUAACCCUUAUGAAAAGGUUGAUUGACAAACCCCCUCCAAAGGGGCUACAACCCAAAGUUGAAUACCACUUUUUUUGCACAGUAUUUUCAUUUUUCCUUAAGUAACUUCCCAUGAAAAGUACAUAUUUUUGGCUCCAAAUAUAAUGAUGUAGUUUUCAGAGUUUUUAGAUAAGGAACUGAUAGCAUUUUGGACCUGUGCUGUGGAGAGAAUCAAAUGGAAGGUAUCUGAGUUACUUUCAGUUGAUAUGAAAAUACACCAUGAUCAAGACAAUAAUAAGAGACAGCAUUUAAUUUGGGACUUGUAGUUUCAGAGGGUUGGAGUUCAUGACCAACAUGGUGGGGCCUUAGCAGCAGGCAGGCAGGCAUAGGGCUGGAACAAUAGCUGAGAGCUUACAUCUCAAACCGUAAGCUUGAGCGGGGGAGAGAAAUAACUGGGAUCCAUUCUCAUCCAAACUACCAAAGGCCUACAUCAAAGAUUUAGCCCAUGAACACUUUGUGUACCAUUUCAUGUUGCUAGCAGUUGUUUAGAUCAAGGUGAAGGAAAAAUCAUGUCAGUGUCCUUUCCUGAUUAUGAAACUCGUCUGUGGCAGCUGCCAGAGGACUCAAAAUCUACACAAGAAAUAUUUUAAUUAGUAACCAAGAUAUAUAGCAUUACCAUUAUUUAGAACUAUUAACAUUAUUUUAACAUUAACAAAAUACUUUCAGCUUGUAUUAUUUUAUUUAAGUUAUAGCAAUACCCUGUGAGGUAAGUAAGAGUAAUAUUCCAUUUACUAGUGAAGAAGUGAAAUGAAAUUGACAGUAUAACUGACUAGGAGCACAGACAAAAGAGGCCAGAAAUAAAACCUAAAUCUACCUUUUAUAACUUUAUGUGGAUGUGUAUGUACCUGCGUGAAUUUAUGUGUGUACCACAUACAUGCAAGUUCCCCAAGAGACCAGAAGAGAGUUUUGGUUCCCUAGGAACAGAAUUAUAGAAGUUGUGAGCCAUCAUGUGGGUGCUGGAAACUAAACACUGGUCCUCUGCAAGAGCAUUGAGAAACCAGCCAUAACAACAUAACUCUCCCUCCCUCCCUCCCUCCCUCCCUCUUUCAUGCAUGCACGCUUUUUCCCACACUUUCUAAAGCUAGGAUUUCAUUCAUUUUAUAAAUAAAAUGUAGAAUUGAUAUUUAUUUAAAAAGUUAAAAUGACCAUCUUGCAAACCUACUGUUGUUUCAAAAGGUAGUCUGGACUACCCUGUUAUGCCCACCUUACUAUGUUCUGCUUCUUUAACCCUGUCUGAUUCCCCCUCUAAAUCCCCUAUUUCAAAACCCCUUAACUCCAAACUAUAGAAGCCCUUUUCUUCCCCAUACCCAAUGCUGAGCUCUUAAAUACCGGCUUUAAGGGGGAGACAGCUGGGUACAUGAAUUAAAAAAAAAAACUUGCUUUAAUUAAUUUAGCCAUGAUGAUUUGAGUUUGAAGUCUUUCUCCUCACAUCUUUUGGAAUAGUCCCUUCCUAUAGAUACCUAAGCUCUGUGAUUAUUCAAAAAUGAAGCAACCAUAUCCAAAUCUUAGAAGCUACCAUCCUCAGAUAAGAGAAACCGUGAUGUUUGUCUUUAGGUCUGGAUCUCCUUACUCAGGAUAAUUGUCUCUCGGUAGCUCCAUGCAUUUAACUUCAGAUUUCACAAUUUCAUUUUCUUAACAGUUGAAUUAAAUGCUCUUGUUUAAAUGUACCAGAGCUUCAUUAUGAAGUCACCAGCAAAUAGCUACAUUUUAAAAAUUGUAUCACGAUGUGUUGAUACAGUAUUCCUCACUCCUAAAACCCGUUACUCCCUUGGGGUAGUGGUGCUGCAUACAUGGAAUGUGAACGCUCAAAUGGGCUAAGGCAGGAGGGUCUAAGUUUGAGGCCAGACUGAGCUACAUAGCAAGAACAAAAAAUGAUGACUUUUCUCAUUGUCACCAGAUACCUGAUGAGAACCGACUUGAGGGAGGGGGGAUUUACUUUGACUCACUAUGGAUGCACCUAGAGCAUGAAGCUGCUUAUAUACAUCUCACCAGACCAGGAAAUAGAGUGUAGUGGGUUGGCCUGAUGCUGCUUGUAUUCUAAUGCUAAUAGUGGUUUCUCAAGACAUGGUUGCCCCAGAGACACAAGAGUCUGUGCUAUGUAACUUGUUUCCAAGUUAUUUCUGACUGGUAAAUAAAGAUGCUGACAGUCUGAGUCAGGCGUGGUGGCACAUGCCUUUAAUCCCAGCACUCGGGCGGCAGAAGCAGGUGGAUUUCUGAGUUCGAGGCCAGCCUGGUCUACAAAGUGAGUUCCAGGACAGCCAGGGCUACACAGAGAAACCCUGUCUCAAAAAAACAAAAACAAAAACAAAAAAAGAUGCUGACAGUCAAUAGAUGGGCAGAAGAGACAUAGCCUGGGUUUAGGAUUACUGCACUGGGGGAUGGAGGGGUGGGGUCAGAGCAGGACCAUGAGUGGAAGAAGAAGGUAGGAGAGAGAAACUGCCAUGGAUAAUCAUGAAAACGUGGCCUUGAGGGCUGACCAGUUAGAGUUAAGAGAAACGCAGGUGAAACAUUGUAAGUAAUAACUUGUGGUUAUUGAUAGGAAAGUAGUGUGGAGGGUAGGUAACUGCCCAGCUCUUAUGCUGUUUAAGGCUUAUUGUAAAUAUAAAGGCUGUGUGUGUCUUUUAUCCAGGACCUGAAUGAUCAAAGGCUGGGUAUAAACCUCGGGGUGGGAUAGAUAAUUUCUAUAACAAUAGAGAGAUAUGCACAUGCUCAACUGAAUGCCUUCCCUUUUUUAUUCAUUUGGGGACCCACCCAUGAUGGUGGCACCCACAUUCAGGAUCUCCUAUCUCAGUUAAAUUUCCCUUAAAAAUACCCUUACAGACACACUCAGAAGUGUACCUAAAUAAUUCCCUAGGUUUUUUAUGUGAUAGGGCUAACAAUAGAAAUUAGCCAUCCCAAGCCCCAUUAAAAAAAUGUUGUGAUUGCUUAUACUUCUUUGUAUACUUGCUUUAUAGAAUAAGGUAAGAAAAUGAAGGUGAUAGACUAGGUAGCAAUACCAAAGGAGAAAAUGCAGCCUGAGGAAUCCUAUUAGGACAUUGUUAUCAUGGGAAUAAUGCCUGACAUUAUAAUAUUAUCAGUUUAUACUUAAGAGUGGUCUAGAAUUACAGUCCUUGGCUUCAGGAAAUACUCCGAAGUCCAGACUGUAGAGUGAGGAUAGUGUCUUAGUUAGGGGUUGUAUUCCUGCACAAAACAUCAAGACCAAGAAGCAAGUUGCUGUUCAAUACCAAAGGAAGUCAGGACAGGAGGUCAAACAGGGCAGGCACUUGGAGGCUGGAACUGAUGCAGAGGCAGUGGAGAGGUGCUACUUGCAAGCUUGUUUCCUGUAGCUUGCUCAGCUUGUUUUCUUAUAGAACCCAGUACUACCGGCCCAGGGAUGGCACCACCCACAAUGGCAUAAGCCCUUUCCCCUUGAUUACUAAUUAAGAAAAUGCCUUACAGCUGGAUCUCAUGGAGGCAUUUCCUCAAGGGAGGCUCCUUUCUCUGUGAUAACUCCAGCUUGUGUCAAGUUGACACACAAACCCAGCCAGUACAGACAGGAUCUAAAAUAUUUUAUUCCUCACAACGUUUUAUGCGGUGUAACCAUUCUAUAACAAUGAUACGUUACCAGUGAGGUUUUUACAUUUUUGGUUGCUUCCUUAUUCAUUGUCAUGUUCUUGCUAUGUAGUACAGAUUGGCCUUUGAUUUCCCAUCUCCUACCUCAGCCUCUUAAAUGAUUGCAUUUCAUGUGUGAACCUUCAUGCCCAGCCUUAAAAAUAUUUAAAAUAUAAGCAGGAGAGACACAUUUGUAGCAGGCAAACACACUUCAAAAUUUUAUAUUCAGUAUUCCAAGAAGUUUUGAAAUUAUCAAGGAUGUCUUUGGCCAGUAUGACAGAUCUCUUUGUCAGUUCAUCAGCAGGUGAGGGUUAUGCUUUCCUUGUGUCAGCUGAUCUCUGAAAACUGUAAUUAGUGACACCUUUUCAGUAUUGCUAUAGUCCUUGCUAUCAUUUUACAGUUUUUAACCUCAAGAAAUGCAGUUUUGGAAUUUGUCAUCUGAUUUGAGGUCACCAAAUUCCCUUAACUUUAAUUUUAAGAAACUUCUUUUCGGUCCCUCUGUUCUAUGCAUUUUAAUUCCUUUGUAGAAAAUUGUUUUUUAUAUGUUAUAUAAUGUAAUCCUCCGAAUCAUGAAGACAUAAACCUCCAAGAGGCAAUUCUCAAACACCUAAGAGCCCUGUAAUACCUGGGUUUAUAGGCCUGGGUUUCAAUGCUAGCUUUGCAGUUUUGAGAAAUAAUUUCACCUAAUCUGUAAAAUGAGAAUAAUAACAGCUCCCUUAUAGGCAUAUCCUGAUGAUUAAGCAAGAUACUGUAUGUAAAAUUCUUCACACUAUCACACUAUCCUGUUCUAUUCUAACUGCCCCAUAAAGAGUAACUGCUGUUAUAGAACUUCCCAAGGCCACAUAAGCCUGAGAAACAAGGUGUGCUCCAAGAUUUAGCCUAACACAAUAUUACGAACAUGGUUGAGUUCAGCUCAGAGGUGAGCAGUUCAGUUGUUGGGUUUUGUUUUGUUUAUUAUUUGGGUUUUGUUUGGUUUAGGGACUUGUGAUCUUCCUGCCUUAACUUCUCAGGUGCUAGUAUUUCAGGCAUAUACCACUAUACCACAAAUAUUGUAUGUUUAUAUUUUAGCCUUUCAGCAGACUAUUUAAUACAACUAUGUUGGACACUUCCAACAUGCUAACAUCCAUUUUAGCUUUCUCCUGUGCUCUGGGAAACAGAAAUUAUCAGGAUAUGGAACAACACAUCCUAAUGAUACUGGCCUCUCCAUUAAAUGCCAUGAAUAGUAGCUACACAAAAUGACUUAGAGACAAUCAAGAAUGACCUGCAUUAACAGAAUUUUUAUGAUCUACGGAGAUGUCACUGUGGGUAAAAGUACUUCCCUUAUAAAGGGGAAGACCUGAGAAUCUAUCUACAGACAGUAGUUUAUAUCAAAAAAGAUAGAAAGAUAGUCCAACACCUAAGGUUGUACUCUGAGUUUACAUGUGUGUCAUAGCACUCACACAUGUCAUACAGAAAGAAAAAGAUAAUUUCAUUUAUUAUUGACUGACUGAUUGAUUGAUUGAUUGAUUGGUGUC
Messenger RNA from Mus musculus (house mouse), 10476 nucleotides. RefSeq names its product expressed sequence AW554918. Bases 22 to 1908 code for a protein of 628 amino acids. Lineage: Eukaryota; Metazoa; Chordata; Mammalia; Rodentia; Muridae. The transcript has 11 exons. The record is from RefSeq and is a predicted model, not a curated record.